CCAGCUAUUCUCCCUGAUGAAAUUCGCAAAACAUUUUUCGCCAUGGGAUCGAAGCAGGCUCCUGGGUCAGACAAAUUCACGGGGAAAUUCUUCAAAUCCUUCUGGGAUAUUGUGGGAGCCUCAGUGGUUGAGGUAGUUUGUUCCUUCUUUGAGACUAGCAGGAUGCUCCAUAGUUUCAACCAUACUUGGCUCACUCUGAUUCCCAAAGUCGACUCUGUGGAGAAUAUGCGACAAUUGCGGCCAAUCACUCUGAUUACCAAGAUCAUGGCUGAGAGACUUGCGGGUUUUUUACCGCAGAUUGUCUCAGAGGGUCAAAAUGCUUUUAUACGGGACCGACAAAUCAUCGAGAAUAUCCUCCUUGGGCAUGAGUUAAUGCACUAUUUGAAAAUUAAGUCGCGUGGAAAGAAAGGGUUCAUGGCUCUGAAGGUUGACAUGGAAAAAGCCUAUGAUAGAGUUGAAUGGCCCUUUCUGCUUGGUGUCUUCGAAAAAAUGGGGUUUAACUCUACCUGGCGGGGAUGGAUACAAGAAUGCCUUCGGUCCUCGUCUUUCUCCGUUUUAAUGAAUGGCACCCCUUCGGGCUACUUCAAUUCACCCCCUCCAGAGGCCUCCGCCAGGGGGAUCCUCUGUCCCCGCUAUUGUUUGUGCUUUGUACGGAGGGGUUUGUUGCGCUUCUUCGGAAGGCUAUUUCUGAUGAUAAGCUUGGAGGAAUCAAGGUUGCUCCCCGAGUCCCGCGGAUCUCGCAUCUGUUCUUGCUGAUGAUUUGUAUUUGUUCCUGCGUGGGUCUCUCCAAGAAUGCGAGAAUUUAAUCGAGGUCUUGAAUGAGUAUGAGGAGCUUUAGUAGAAACAUUGUUUUGCCCGACCAAGAAUUCCUGGCUGCGGUCUUGGGAGUAGGGGCGGUUGGGGUUCAUGAUAAGUACAUGGGACUGCUUAUGCUGAUUGCUCGGUCUAAGAUGGAGACCUUCCAGUACUUGGAGGAGAAGCUGCUUGAUCGCCUCCAAGGAUAGAAACAAAGGACGCUAUCCUGGGCGGCUAAGGAAACCCUAAUCAAAUCCAUUGCCUUGGCACUACCGUUGCAUGUGAUGUCCUAUUUCAGGCUGCCUUUCUCACUGUGCCGAUUACUGGAUAAACAUGCGGACAAGGAUGUCAUGGAGAAAUAUGUGCCGGAGUAAGCAUGAUGGAGGAAUGGGGUUUCACGGUUUUGAACAUUUCAACCAAGCUCUUUUGGCUAAAAUUGGUUGGCGCCUCCUUCAGGAACCCCAGUCCCUCUUAGCUCAAGUCUAUAAAGGGAAGUACUUUCCCAAUGGAUCCUUCCUAUCAGCUACGACACGAUCUCGUCCCUCGUGGGGGUGGCAGAGUAUUCAGUAUGGCCGUUAGUUGUUAGAAGCAGGGCUACGUUGGCAAAUUGGAAAUGGGAAGUUUGUUCCCCUGCUCCAUUCUAGAUGGAUUCCUCAAUUACAGCUUGAUCCUCCUAGGUAUAACCCCCAGGUCCUGCCAGUUGAGGGGGAGCCGAUGGUGGCAGAGGUGAUCAGCCCGGAAGGGGGCCGGUGGUGUGACUGGAAGUUGAGUCACUGGUUCGACCCUCCUACUUGUAAGGCCAUUAAAGCCAUCCCCCUUCCGCGAUUGCCGGUGGAGGAUAAGCUGAUUUGGCAUAAUACUCCGGAAGGGAUUUUCAUUGUGAAGUCGGCCUAUCAUUUAGCUGUCACCCUUGAUAGAAGGAAGGGUCGUUGGUGGUCAGAGGUUAGCUGGAUGGAUAAGGCGAGUUGGAUCAGGCUCUGGGAGGCUAAUCUGCCCCCUAAAUUGAAGGUGUUUGUUUGGAAAAUACUGAAUCGCAUGAUUCCUACGACGGAAGCCCUCAUUGCCAAAGAUGUUCUAGUUUUACCUAGGUGUCCGGUUUGUUGGGCCGAGUCAGAAACCUUGGAACAUUUAUUCCUCUCCUGUCCGGUGGCUCGGGCGCUCUGGGACUAUUCGGGGCUGGCUUCCCUAGGAGAAGGGUUGCCUUAGCACACCUUUUCCAUGUUUCGUAAGCGGUUAAUGUUUCUGAUUAAUCAGCCAUCCAUUCUCAUGGCGGUUGUUUCUGUCCUUUGGCGAAUAUGGCGUUCUCGAAACUGGGUUGUCUUCGACGGCAAGCAGUUUGGGAUCCCUGCCCUGAUGCGUCAAUACAACCAGCAGUAUGAGGAAUGGGUUGGGCUGCCUGCGGAUCGGAACUCUCGCUCCUAUGCCCUUCCUCCUCCUCAACUGGUUCCGGUGGAGGCUGAUAGGCUGGUUUGCAUGUGGGAUGGGCUACGAGGAGGGGGUGUUACUCAGCUGGGGGGAUUGUUGUUAUGACCCCGGCUAGAGGGGUCCUUAUGGCUGGUGGGGUUCAGUUCCCGGGCAUCGAUGAUCCCAUGGUAGUAGAGGUGUUGGUGCUCCGGGAAGCUAUCAUGUGGUGCCUGAAUCGGGGUUUCAUGGAGGUGUGUUUUGAGGGGGAUGCUAAGGUCAUUAUUAACAAAAUCAACCAUGCGGA
Messenger RNA from Linum trigynum, 2503 nucleotides. The record is from the annotation of a GenBank genome assembly. NCBI's taxonomy places the organism in Eukaryota, Viridiplantae, Streptophyta, Magnoliopsida, Malpighiales, Linaceae.